Molecule: messenger RNA, 569 nt
Organism: Pungitius pungitius (ninespine stickleback)
Lineage: Eukaryota; Metazoa; Chordata; Actinopteri; Perciformes; Gasterosteidae
Product: placenta-specific gene 8 protein-like
Exons: 3
Coding region: 38-511 (157 amino acids)
Source: RefSeq, a predicted model, not a curated record
AGAUUCAUUGUUUACUGCCUGUCGUUUCCUGUGAGAAAUGUCGACACAACCCUUGGUAGACUGGGACAGUGGAUUCUGUGAUUGCUUUGAGGACGCAAGUACCUGUUGCUAUGGCUUCUGGUGCUGCCCAUUUCUUGCCAGCACGGUUUCGGGACAAUUUGGAGAGAAUCGUUGUCUCCCACUAUGUGACGUGUGCAGCCCGGUCGUGUUAGCAGCCUGUGGGAUACCUCUGUUUGUGCCUCCUGCCGUCCUGACUAUGAGGGUUGCCAUGCGAAACAAAUAUGGGAUCAAGGGAUCUAUCUGUAAGGACUUUGCCAUUUCCUGUUGCUGCGCAUGGUGCUCCUGGUGUCAGAUGCAUCGUGAGAUAAAGCAUCGCAAAAAGGCUCCUGUUGUUGUCACUGUGCAGCAACCAACUGUUUUGCAAAUGCAGCCCGCUCCAGUAAUGAUGGCUGCUUACCCUCCCCAAGCCGGCUUCGUGAACUAUCCAGGGACAGUUACUAUCUCAAACUGAGCUUUGUGGCCUCAUUAGUCUGGUGUGUUUUCAUAGCUUAGAUAAGGUUGAUUAUUUA